This is a messenger RNA of Anopheles funestus (African malaria mosquito), 8126 nucleotides long. It is a transcript of the gene Oatp30B, whose product is annotated as solute carrier organic anion transporter family member 4A1. The coding region runs from base 712 to 4656 and encodes 1314 amino acids. The transcript has 18 exons. The record is from RefSeq and is a predicted model, not a curated record. Gene Ontology annotation, biological process: sodium-independent organic anion transport; transmembrane transport. Gene Ontology annotation, molecular function: protein binding. Gene Ontology annotation, cellular component: membrane. Lineage: Eukaryota; Metazoa; Arthropoda; Insecta; Diptera; Culicidae.
AAAAAUCGGUUUUCUUCUGAACGUACAAGACGUGUUGUUCCGCGUUCAUAACAAAGUGGAAAAAUUUUUGCUAGCAAACGUUCUAAAAUGUACUUUAAUUUUGUUACGUUUUUGGUUUUCCACCAUCGAUGAUCGAUUUUCUUCGAAAAUGUCACCAAGGACCGCCUGCUCUUCUAUUUCGAGUGUUGUGAAGAAACAGGGUGCAAUAUAUGGAAAAGCUGUAACAGGUGUAGGUGUUAUCAGUGCAUCGAAAACGUGUGUGUAAAAAGAAAGAAAUUCAUGUAGAAGAUACAGUGUUGAAGGUUUCAUCUUCAUAACCAAACAAAAAACAGAAAGGAAUCGUAUUAGCUGGAACGACGUCUUCGACGACAAUUUUUGUAACCUUGAGCGGCCUUUCGAAACAUUGAAAACAGGAAACAAUUAACUACAUAUAGACCACCCUGAUGUCGGAUUGGACGGAAGUACUGUAACAAUAGCACCGGUGUUGUGUGUUUCUAUGCUUAGAAACAUACGUCUCGAAGCAGAAGACAUGAUAGCGGCGCAACCGACAACCCUUGUUGAACAUUGGUUCUGUCGAACGGGCGUACAAAGCAGCAACAGUUUCCCUUGAGUGGGCUAUUCAUAACGCUUGCAGCGGAAGUUGGACGGUCGGUGCUGGCGGAGUCUGCAAAUUUCGGUGCAUUCCUCUUCUGAUCCAUUACGAUCCGUUGGAUGAAGAUGACAACGUCCGGUGGAACCGUCGAUGGAGCCAACUGCCAACGUAAGGGGCACAGGCGAAAUGAAUCCAUGUACGCCAUGACCGGACUGUAUUCGGAAGCGCAAACCGACGACAGCAGCGCAGAUAUUCCGCAGGACACCGAAUCGGAGUCAUUGCCGAUGUCGGUGAACACUGCCACGACCACGACAACCUCGGCAACGGCCACUGCCGACACCGUUAUCAAGUGCCACAGCCGACAACCGUCCAGCAGCGUCAUGAUGGACCGGGAAAAGCCACUACCGAACGUGCUGCUGAUCAACGACGACUACACGCGCGACUGCGGCAUCUUAAACUGUCGACCAUCGGCGGUUCAGCACUUUGCCCGAAUAAAGGUGUUCGUCCUGCUGCUAUCAAUCUUAGUAACGUUACAACAGGCGCUUAGCUCCGGUUACAUUAACUCAGUGAUUACGACAAUAGAGAAGCGGUUUGAAAUACCGUCCAGCCUGUCCGGAUUGAUUGCAUCUAGCUACGAAAUUGGCAACGUUAUCACGGUCAUCUUUGUUAGCUACCUUGGCAGCCGGCGCCACAUCCCGGUCUGGAUCGGCAUUGGUGCCGUCAUCAUGGGCAUUGGUUCGCUCGUGUUCAUGGUGCCACACUUUACCGGUGAGCCUAACCCGGGCAUAAUGAUUGACAAUAAAACGUCCGACAACAUCUGUCGGUUGGUGUCGGUACGUGAGCAGGAUAUGGGUCUUGGGAGGCUCUCGAAUAGCCUUUCAAAUCCACCACUUACAUCUCACAAUUUAAGGGGAGACAAUUGUCUCAAAAGUAAAUCGUCAACCUUCGGGCCUGUGAUACUGUUUGUAAUUGCGCAAAUAUUGCUCGGUGGUGGCGGAAGUCCACUGUUCACACUCGGCACCACGUACGUCGAUGAUCACGUCCGGAAGGAAAGUUCAUCGAUGUAUAUCGGUGCCAUGUACAGUAUGGCCGCCUUCGGUCCAGUUCUUGGCUUCCUGCUCGGUGCCUAUCUGCUGUCCUUCCAUAUGGAUUCCUUUUCCGGUAGCGAUAUCAAUAUCGAUCCUGACGAUCGUCGAUGGGUUGGCAUGUGGUGGGGUGGCUUCCUGGUGUGCGGCAUCCUGCUCAUCAUUGUGGCGGUACCGUUUUUCUCCUUUCCGAAGGUUCUAACGCGCGAGAAGAAGAAAAUACGCAUUGCCGAACAGCGGUUACCACAGCUGCAGCAAUUAACAUCAAAUAAUUCCAGCAGCCUUCCCCGAUCGCAGCCGAAUCUGGCUCAGCAGCAAACGGGAACUCUACAACAGCAGCACCAGCAGCAGCAGCCGCAACAACAACAAACAGGACACGCUGCCAAUAGCGCACCGCAAGCAAACAAAACGGGCGAGGACACCGGAUAUGGCAAGGACAUAAAAGACAUUCCCCAGUCAAUGUGGCGUCUGGUAACAAACCCGGUGUACAUUGUUACCUGUCUUGGCGCCUGCAUGGAGCUGAUGAUUGUGUCCGGCUUCGUCGUGUUCCUGCCCAAAUAUCUCGAAACGCAGUUCAGCCUGGGAAAGAGCCAAGCGAGCGUGUUUACCGGUUCGAUCGCUGUUCCGGGCGCCUGUAUCGGUAUAUUUAUCGGCGGCUGCAUACUAAAGCGCUUCCAGCUGAAGCCAAAGGGUGCUGUUCAGUUCGUGCUGAUUUCGAACUUGAUAUGUCUGUCCUGCUACGGUUUGUUGUUCUUCCUUGGUUGUGAAAAUCUGAAAAUGGCCGGCACAACCAUACCGUACUACAAUAGCUCGGCCCACAACGUAGAACCGUUCCAGGUGAAUCUAACGGCGGCGUGCAAUUUUGGUUGCGAGUGUCAUAUGUAUGACGUCGAGCCAGUCUGCGGCAACAACGGGUUGACCUAUUUCAGCCCCUGCCAUGCCGGUUGUACCGCGUUUUCAUCUAGCUCGAAUUACACAAACUGUGCAUGUGUACAAGCAAACGUUACUAACAACAGCAUUUAUCGAGGCGCAGAAGGAGCACAAGCGCAAGCCCUGAACGCACAUGAAGCUUUCGCCGAGGUUACGGUUGUGCCAGUAGCAACUGCGGGUGUUUGUAACACUCCUUGCCGCACGAUCUAUCCCUUCUUGAUCCUUUUGUUCUUCAUGACGUUUGUCGUGGCAUCGACGCAAAUGCCACUACUCAUGAUUGUUUUGCGAUCCGUUUCGGAAGAGGAACGCUCGUUUGCUCUCGGUAUGCAGUUUGUCAUAUUUCGACUAUUCGGAUACAUCCCGGCUCCUAUCGUUUUCGGCAAUUUAAUCGAUUCAUCCUGUCUAUUGUGGAAGUCAACAUGCGGCGAAAAGGGUGGCCGGUGUUUAAUCUACGAUAUUGAAAAAUUUCGCUACAAAUACGUUGGAUUAUGUGCGUCAAUUAAAAUUAUUGCCUUGGUGAUCUUCAUCAUUGACUGGUGGCUGGUGAGGCGGCGGAAAAAUUUGGACAAGAUGAAUCCACUGUCCACUAAUGAGCUCGUUGGAUCGAUUAUAAGUUUAGACAAGUUAUUUGAGGAAAAGAGUGCUUUGGAUGAAAACAUUGCGGUACCGUUCAACGGUGAAUGCAUUUCUGGAGACGCACUGGCAGAAAACAACAAGCGCAUCUUGGUCGCCAGUCGUCAUCAGCGAAAUGAUUCCAAAACUAUUCAGCUGGAAUACAGGUACGACGAUGGUGUCCAUCAGCCGUACCGUUUGCCACCGGCAGCGUCGGCAGCUCGCAAACACUACCGCAGCAAUUCCUGUGAUAUCAAAAUCCAACGCAGCAAUUCAGCAACAAACCGUGAAGUAGACUUCCACGAUUGGAAGUUGAAGCGGUUCAUGCGGCACCACACGCGCAACAACUCGCACGAUUACAACAACGAACAGCAUCGGCACCAGCAGCAAACAUCCUCUUCCUCAUCGGGUCAUCUCGGCCGGUGGAUUGCGCUGCAGCAGCAUCAACACAGUGCAGGCGAUCAACAGCCCCCUUCGCUGGCGUCGGGCGGUGCCAGCAACAUUCGGUACAUACUAAACCAUCUGAAGCCGGGCGCUAGCAGUGGUUCGGAUCACGUGAAGCUGGGCUAUAGCAGCAGCUGCAGUGGCGGUGCAGGCGCUGGUCCAAUAAAGAAGAAGCGCCACACGCGCAACUACUCUUACGGGCAGGAGUUCUCCUUCCUGCCAAAUAAUGUCAUAAUUCGGCUGGAUAACGACAUUGCAAACAAGUUCCUCAGCUCCACCGGUGCCUCCAUUACCGGUGGUGGCUCGUCACGGAAAAGUUCCUUCUCGCAUGACGUGGCAGUGCUGAAGAACAACAACAUCGGUGUGCCGGGAUGCGGCGGUGUGUCUAGUGCGAAGCUGAACAACAUGAAGCACAGCAGUGAUCUCAACGAGGAGCUUGAGUCAAAGUACGGCAAGGGUCACUCGCGCAAUAAUUCGCGUGAUUUGAAUUUACUGAAUCUCGCCCCCAGCGCGCUCGUUGGUGCCGGUGCUGUAGAGCAGAGUGCUCCGAGUGGCAUUCUCGGUGGCAUCAAAUCACUGAUCGAAGACUCGAAUAGCAUACUGCGUCAUCGACGCACCAACUCCAAGGAUCUGAAGUACGGCGGAUACCAACCGUGCAGUGGUACAGAAACGGCCACAAUCGGUGUCGGUACUAACGCACUCGCGCGCAAGCUUUCCGCGGCAACCGUUACACUGCCAACGGUCGAUUCGGGCCACGAGUCGACUGGUCUUGCUGGGCGGAGUUCAUCCGUACUGGCUCCGGUCGUAGCCUCCUGCCUUUCAACCAUCGCAUCCGACGUAGGAAGUGUUCAGCCGGAAUCUUUGCAGCUUCUGUUGGACAAAAACAGCGUGCUACCGGAAGAAGAACCGACCUGCUGUUCUUCACCAUCUGCAUCUUCCUCUUCGUCAUCGCCAUCCGCCUCUUCCGCAUCGUCAUCUGCAGCAAACGUUUAGCCGGAGUUGAGAUGUCUUAGGCGGUGCUGGUGGCACUUUAUGAAUGGUGGUGAUGCAUUUACGCGUACGCUUGUCUCUAACUAAAGUAGAAAACGAGCCCCACAAAGGUUGGAACUUUAAGCUUAAUCGUAACACAAUCUCCAUGAGACGAUACAAUCUUUGUUUCUUCAAUUGUUUCUUAAACAAUUGUGGCAUGCUAGCACGACUAGAAAAUCGAAACGACGACGAAAAGCCCGCAAAUCCAAUGCUAGCAGUGGUUUCAAUCCGUUAGUAGCAAUGUAAAGAUUAGAAAAAGUUAUUGAUUUGCUCCUCAACACCCAUUCUAUGGUGGAUGCUGUAUCGACACUGAACUUGAUGGUACUGGCGUGGUGGUCGUGGUCUGUGGUGUAGACCAUUGCAGACAUUUCGUGCAUUUUAACAUCAUUGCUAUGAAAAACGGAAGGAAAAAGAUAUCAAACCGAUCAUGGAAAUGAAUUGCAAUGAAUUGGCGUGUAUUUGGCUGCGUGCGUUUGAGAUAGAUUGUGUGUGUAUUUAGCUUAUAAACAGUCCUACUGUUGUGGGAGCCAGAAAGCGUCAGAAGCGUACGAAACGGACUAUUGGGAGCUUUCGUCCGGACUGUCUCCCGGUCGAGUGGAACAUGGACUGAUAAACUGAGUGUAUAGGUAACGCAGAUGUAAUAGCAAUAUAACUAGAUCCUAUUAAUAUGUACACACACUACAAUUGAUUCUCACACGUGGUUGUGUUGAGUCCAGCACAGAAUGUGAUGUGGGGAAGUUUUGGGAAAUCUCACGUCGAAUAGUUGUAUAAGAUGGUAAGAAAUCCAGUUAAUAAUCUAAAGCAAACACAUAUUUUUUAUAUCAAAUUAUUAGCAAAAUGUUGCAGGUUCGCAUGUGUCCGUUUGGGACUGCAGAAGAAUGAGAGGAGAGAAUGAAUGAAGCGAUAAGAAAUUUUAGUGAAAUGAAAUGUACAAUGAAAGGGAAAAGAGUUUUUGCAGAGAGGAAUGAUAAGAAAGAUAGGAUGUUUUAAUGUCCGAAAGGAAGCCCAGAAUAGAUGAAUGCAGUUAUAGCCGUAAUAGGAAAUCAAAACACAGAGAGAGAGAUCCCCGAAUUCUUUAUCAACAAUCAACCACUCCGAAAGCGGAAUACAAGUAUGUUUCCCCCUUUUAUUUUUCUAUAUUUUUUUCAUAGGUGACUACCGCCUACAAGAGGUCCCACAAAAAAGCGACUGUUUAAACUGAUCCUUUUUAUUCACCGAAAAGAGAACACAGAUGCAACACUGAAAUCGUAUUUCUUUCUUUUCCACGUUAGCAUUAUAGGGAUGCAAUAGAGUUUUACCUAGACGCAGGUGGUGCAAUAGAGACCGAUUUUUAGAGCCUUUCGACUGGGCACGGUUAACUAAUGGAGCUGUGAGAAUUAAUUAGCAAAUGCGUUACGAUAAGAUAUGGCCUGUGGGAACAGAUAGACGCGAGUGGGUUGUGACACGAUACCGAACAUUGUAAUGAGUGGAACAUUAGCUAUUCAGUGUACAGAAACAAAAACAAAGAGAAGAUUGGAUUCGAAAUGUGACCAAAAGCAGGUUGCCUAUUUAGUUUUUGCUUUUCGUUCAGACGACAAAAAAAAGGUUUUGUUAUGUGUUUUCGAGUAUGUAGAAAAAUAUUAUAAAAAUCAAAUUAUUCAUUUGCGGCUCGUUUUGUGCUCGUUUUUGGUGAGAAGAAUUAACUGUUGUAUGCUUUUCAUUCGGUAACGCAGUUCCGGUUCGUAUUUCAUUCAAUUAAGAUAGAAUCAUUGUUGGACAGAAUUUAAAAUGUAGUAUUAAUUGAUGGUAAAUUUUCCGUAACCAAAAACAAUAACAGAAUCAUGUAGCAAAACGAAACAGGACUCGUCGGUUUUGUACAUUGCCUUUAAUUUCUAAAACUAAUAAUGUUGCAAACAAACAAAAAAGUGCAGACUACUGAAGUGGGGAUGGGUAAUGUUCCGGUUUUAUUGCAUGAUAUAAAGUAAUAUACGUUUCGUAACAAAAAAUUAACAAAAAAAAACAAAGUCUCAAAUGUCGCCACCAUAUACAUCGUUUGGUAGGUUUUUUAAUAGCAUCUGCAUAGUGCAUUGGAGCGCAUAUAUUAGAGAGAAUUUAACCGUUUACGUAGCACAGUCGCACAGUCCUUUCACGGCGUGGGGAUGUGACACUGUUUAGUGAGUUUUAUUGCUUUAGAGAGCGCUCCUUUUGCUGGAUAGGUUUUUGGAAUCUUUGCAAUACCAACCAUUGAUUAACGGUCCGGUUGUAUGCUCAUUCAUUCCCUUCAUUUGAUCCGUUUCAUAGCAUUUAGUGAUAUCCAGUCAACUAGCAUCAAUUAUUAUCAAUGGAAGAUCAAUAGUUACGAGAAAACCGUACUUGGAAAGCAAUUUAAAACCUUUCGUAAAUUAUGUGGUGUCUGUUUUAAACGUAGUUGCGCGCCGUUGUGCACUCUCUUUACCGUCGAUAAUCGAACAAUGUUCCAAACAAAAAAAAAACCUGUUCCUCUCUAGGGUCCUGCUGUGCUAAAUAGAAGCUCGUUCACGCUGUACGCGUUGUUUGGUAUGGAAAAACAAAACAAACCAGGAAUUAUUAAGUAAGAUAAACAACAAGAGUAGUGAAACAUCCUCAUACACACACACAAAAAAAACACCACACAUCCGAUCCCAGUGCGUUAGAAGUCAGCUGCUCAUUAAAAAACAUACAUAUCGUGCAACACAUAGCCUAGUAACAAACAAUACAACACAUAAUAGAACAAACAAACAAAAAAAUAAGCAAACGCGUUCACAAUGCAUUUGAUGGGUGUCUGUGUGUGUGUGGGCGUGCAGUGGAGAUAAUAGUAAUAAUAAUAAAAGAAAUAAUCCUUUCACAAACCGUGUCCUUAAGCUGGUACCAGCGCCUGGUACUGGGCGAGCAACGUUUAAUACAAAAUCGCUACAAAAAAAGCCCUUUGUUGGCAGGAAACAAACGAUAAAAUCCAUGCUUUGCUUUUGGACUGUACGUUUCAUCCUUUUCAAUCGAAGCCCUGUAGAAUCACGUUUGCAUUAACCCAGUUGUCAAUUAUUGGACGAGAGCUUUCCUGGUUUUAUAACAUGGCGCAGCUCCUUAGCAACUCCGUUCCGGGAUCAUUAGUCGCGAAAAGCUCGCGCUCGCGAAACACUUAAGGGAACAUUUUAGGCCACGCUUUAGCUAGCAAACCCGUCUGUCCCUUUUUGAUGAACCAUAAUGCAGUACUACGUGCUGUAUUGCAGCUGAGCGCAAUUAAAUAAACCCAUCCAAAGCGUGUAUAUCCGGUUCAAAUGAUUGGCAAACAACGCAGCAUUUCAACGGCGGAAUUAGAUAAUGGUUGCCGUAGACCGGGAACAAACAAACAAACAAAAAUACCCCCGGUUAGUUAUUCUUUUAUUUUUAAGAUGAUUCAUAAAACUAGAAAUACAGAUUGCAAAUUUACAACAACAAAA